Molecule: messenger RNA, 796 nt
Organism: Scylla paramamosain (green mud crab)
Lineage: Eukaryota; Metazoa; Arthropoda; Malacostraca; Decapoda; Portunidae
Product: heme-binding protein 2-like
Exons: 7
Coding region: 54-671 (205 amino acids)
Source: RefSeq, a predicted model, not a curated record
UAAGACGUCCGCACCUCAUCGCAUUUACUCGAGUUCCUCACAGCACACAGAAGAUGAAGGUCGCGGCGGCUCUCUCCCUCCUGGUGGCGGUGCAGCUGGCUCAUGUACACCUGGCGGAGGCACAGUUUGAGUCGGAGGUGGAUGAGAUGGCGCCCUACGAGAUAAUUAAGAAAGGACAGGACUAUGAGGAGAGGUACUACCCCCCUGCAAGAUGGGUGUGCCACAGCAAGACAUCUAUGAGACCCACCAUGAGUAGAAUGUCCCAGUCCUUCUUCCCUCUCUUCUCUUACAUCACUGGUGCCAAUGACAGAGGCAGUAAGAUCCAAAUGACCGCGCCUGUCACCACCAUGAUGAGGCAGGAGCCCGCCACGAGCAGCUGGUGGAGCCAAAUGUGCUUCUACCUGCCCGAGGCCCACCAGGCAGACACCCCGAAUCCUGAGAACCCCGAGGUGUACCUGGAGGACCGCCCCGCCAUGAUUGUGUUUACCAGAACAACUGGAGGCUUCCUGACAAAGGCGGCGCAGUGGAAGUACCAGGCGACGCUAUUGAAGGAGUCUCUCUUGAAUGCUAAGGAGCCCGCGGACUUCUCUACCUACUACAUGGCUGGCUACGACUCUCCCAUGAAGUUUUUGAACAGAAGGAACGAGAUCUGGUAUAUGAAAAAGAUGUGAGGAUGUUAAGAUGUCAGGUUCUCUCAGUCCCUUCGUCUUACCUCCAAAAUAACUUCACCUUCACCUGUGUUUGUGUUGUUUUGUGUCUUGCUGGUUAAGUCAGUAAAGUUGUUUUUAGCUCAGAA